Molecule: messenger RNA, 7109 nt
Organism: Lingula anatina
Lineage: Eukaryota; Metazoa; Brachiopoda; Lingulata; Lingulida; Lingulidae
Product: axotactin
Molecular function (GO): calcium ion binding
Source: RefSeq, a predicted model, not a curated record
AUUAAUUUUUUUUAUUUUUUCGAUUUGAUUUUUUUUUCAUUUGCGAAUGUUGACGCUUGAAAUUUAUAAGAGAAAAGGUGGGAGUGGUGCAUCAACAAAUUCAAAUAACCAAAGGCAAUAGUGACAAUAAUUUUUUUCCUUUUGCAGUCUCUCUAAGUUUAAUGAGUGACUCACAUUGACUUGGAUUCAAAGACAUAUUCUAUCACUGUGUAUAUAUCAAUUUCAGAUUAUCCAUGUUGACAUCAGAUAAUCCACAGUUGACAUAACAAUGAUUAAGAUAUAACUUGGUCAAAUUAAAAUUUAAGAAAUGUUUUAUGUACGUAAUUAUAUAUUGCUCUGUACAUAAUCCAUUUAACAUGUUUACUGCAAAACUUAAAAAAUUCUACUCCGCACUGGUAAUGUAACAAAGACAAAACCUGAACAUGUUUCAUUGAUGUUUGUUCUUGAACUUUGUCAUUUAGAAAAUAAAACUGUCCUCUAAAAGGUUGUGUAAAGUCUGUAUGAUUUUAAUAUCAUUAAGAUAAAUCCUGCAAAUGACAUAACUCAACAUGCCAUCUCAGCUAUUAUGUAGGUCAUUGAUAAGAUUGCAGCAACCAUCCACCUUGCCAGUGAAUCUCAAAGCAUUCUACAUUGUGUAUCUCUGCUUUCUUUAAACACAAUAUGCUAAUGUGGCAUACAUAUUUAUCGUCACAGCAAGAGGAGUCUUGAUUUUAGGGGGACCUAUAUGUUUGCCUACUGAUUACUUUUGAAAUAGUGUCGAGAAAUGCACUCCUUGUCUGACUAAUCUUGUAUCAGCUACACGUACAUUGACCUAGCAGUGGGGAAACGUGGACCAAUGCCACCAAGACGCAUUAAGUGUGCCGGCAGUAGGAUGUGUGGAUUUAUGAAGCUAAUUGUUUUCAAGUCAAACUUUUCUAUUUAGUUUAAUAUUUACCGAGGUUGGUCAAAAUGGCAGUUUGGCAGGCUGUGUUGAUCCCUUGCAGCGUGAUGACUCGUACUACUGGCUGUAUCCCCAGUUUGUUCUGAGCUGUAUACUUUCCAGGGAAAUUCUUCCAUGACAUAUAGGAUAUCACAAACAAAAAGUGGCCAAGUUGAAAUAACUUUCAGAUUUAGAACUUGGCAGUCAGAUGCACUGCUUCUUCAGCAGUUUUUAAGUGUCAAUGGAACGUUGGAGGAAAGUUAUAAUUUUGCACUGGAUCUUCACAGGGGACAUUUAAGGGUAUCAGUUGAUAAUGGAGUUGACACACAAGAGAUUACGAUAGGGAGAGGUUUACAGCACAAUAACUGGCACUUUGUCACUUUCACCCAAAGUAUGAGUAGAAAAGCAGUAUCUGUUAGAUUAGAUGAAGAUGAAAAGAUAUUUAACUUCACUUUUCCAUCCAUUGCUUUAAUGCCUUCAUGUGACUCAUUGAUAUAUUUUGGAGGCAUGGUCACCAGACAUUACAAAUCAUUCAUUGGUUGCCUAGAAGUAACAAGUAUAAACAACAAGACAGUAACUUCCAGCUUCCUUGUUACUGAGAAGACCAAUUUAGCCAAUGGCUGUGUGAAUAAGUGUUUGGGGUCUUCUGGGCCUGGUCCUUGUCUUAAUGGAGGGGAGUGUAUCAACAGGUACACUGACACUGUGUGUGACUGUUCCUCUACAAGAUAUGCAGGAAAGAGGUGUGAAAAAAUAGGUCUGACAUCCGUGACCAUGAUUGGCAAAUCUUGGCUGCAAUAUGAUGCUUUUGAGGCUGAUAACCACUACUGGACAAUACGGAGUAUCAUGUUGCAGUUUUUGCCUUCCAGACCUACAGGGCUGUUAUUUGAAGCAAUGGGAGCCAUUGACAGUGGUUCAUACCUGACAGUAGCUAUGGAGGAUGGAAAGAUAAAGGUUAUAGCUCUACAUGGUGGUUAUAUUUCACAAUUGAGCGUGGAACAAGCAGUGGGGUUUGGUGUGUGGCACCAGCUUACAGUAGUUCCCAGAACUGACCAUGUUGUAAUUAGUCUGGAUAGGAGGCAGGAAACACUGAUGUUAAAUUCCUCUGACCCAGGCUUUCACCUGACAAAAGUGUACAUUGGAGGUUAUCCAAAUGCUUCACAAGUGUCUGGUCAUUAUGUCAAUUUCACUGGGUGCAUGCGAGGUGUGUAUGUCAACCACCUGUCUGUUCUGGAUGAGGCAGAGAGUCAAGGGCCAGGAAUAGAGGGAUUUGGGUUUUUACUUAAAAGUGCCUGCAAAGACCUGAACCUGAUCCCUAUAUCUUUUCCUGCACCAAGUUCAACAGUUGCAAUCCCAGCAAACAGCCACAAGUUGAUCAAUGUGCAUUUUGCUUUCAAGACUCUGAAUGCCAAUGCAUUGUUGAUGCAUGCACCAGUCUCCAUAGACAGUGCCACAGGGACACUUAAGGUGUGGCUGUCAGAUGGUAAGUUAGUAGUCAGAAUCACCACAGAUGACCACUCGGUAGCCAACAGGUUGACAGUAGGGAGGAGGCUCAACCUUAAUGAGUAUCAUGACGUCAGAAUCAGAGCACUGUACAGACAACUCACUGUUCACCUUGAUGAAGAAAAUACCAAGGCGCAGAGAGCUGGAGACAUCAAGUUUACAGGUUAUGUACAUUUUGGAAGAGACCGCCAUUCAGAAAUUAAAGGUAGUUUUGUUGGAUGUAUGACAAACUUUGCCAUCCAGAACAUUAGCAUUGACUCCCAAGACAUAGUGCAGUACCAGAAUGAAGGUGUUAUGAUAGAGGAGAAUGGCUGUUCUCUGGAGGACCACUGUGCCAAUAGCAACCCAUGUCAACAUGAAGGAAGGUGUGUCUCCCACUGGAAGUCAGCCAGCUGUAACUGUACCAGAGGAUAUGAAGGGAAGACAUGCCAGUUUGCUGUAUAUCCCAGCAAUUGUGAUGAGUAUUACCAGCGUGGUGACAGGAUAUCUGGAGUGAAGCAAAUAGACGUAGAUGGCACUGGCUCCCUGUCUCCAUCCUAUGUGUACUGUGACAUGGGGUCAUCUAACACUGGAGAAACUGUGGUGGAUCACAACUGGGAGGAGCAAGUGGUCAGGGCUCCAGGAUUGCCUCAUCAGAAAAUGACAAUAUCCUACAGAACUAUGGACAUGGCCAAACUUCAGGAGUUGGUGAAAAAUUCAGCAGGCUGUAGGCAACAUUUCAGAUAUGAGUGUACAGAUUCCCCCAUCAAGUUAGGGGAGUUAUUUAAUUACAGUAGUCCCUCUGGAGAUAUGCACUCUUCCCUGGGAGGUGGACAUUAUGGACAGUGUCCGUGUGCUGUCGCAAGGAACUGUACUGGGACCCAACCAUGUAACUGUGACGUAGGAGGCAAAACUGUUGACAAAGGAUUUGAAAGAAGAAAAUCCCAUCUACCAGUGACUGACUUAGUUUUCAAGCAGAAUGCUAGCAGUAAAGGGGUGGCAAAAUUUAGUCUGGGACCUUUGAUCUGCUAUGGACAAGCAUCUGAAACUUUUCCUGCCACCAUGUCCUUUAACAGUCCCCUGUCUCACCUGAGCCUGCCUGGGUGGACUAGAGGGCACCUGUCAUUUUGGUUUCGCACCUUCCAGUCUUCAGCUGUCCUGUUUUAUCAAGCUCCUGCAAAACCUGGCACUCAGGACUUUUUUGAAAUUACACUUAAGGAUGAUACCAUUUUGUUUACUUUUGCUAUCAAAAGCAAGACAGAUGUCCUGAAUUUGAAAGCAAAGAGCUCUCUAACUGAUGGGGAAUGGCAUUAUAUAGCAGUAGAGCUCAGUCCUCAGCAGACCAGAUUUACUGUAGAUCUACACAGUCAAAUCCAUGAUUUCCAUAUUGGCAGUGAUGGAAUGUUGGGACCAGGUUUCAAAGGCAAUGUGGCUAUUGGGCACAGCAUUAUAGCCACUGCCACAACUCCAGGGUUAUUUGGAUGUAUGAGGUCUCUGAAAUACAAUAAUCAGUUGUACACAAUUACAGAUCAUGUUGAUCAGAGAGCACACAGAGUCAUACCAGGCUGUAUCGCAUCCUGUGUCAGCCAGCCAUGCCAUAAUGAGGGUCAGUGUGUAGAGCGGUGGGGAGACUACCAGUGCAGGUGCCAUGAUCCAUUACUACAUAUAGGCAGGAACUGCGAGCUAGAUCUCAGCCAGGACCAGGUAUAUUUCAGUCCCAGUGCCAGCCCCCUGGAGUUUCAGCAUGCUAUGGAGAGUACAGACUCAAAUCUGGACACUCUGUUCAGCUUCAGAACAUACCAGACAUCUGUCCCAGUCUAUUAUGCUGAGGACACACUGGGAAACUCCAUUAAAGUGGAUGUCAGGAGAAAAAAUACACUGGCCUUCACUUUGAACAGGGACAGAGAAGGAGAAGUUGAUAUCCCAGUUUUAUCUGAAGGCACAUGGAUACAAGUGAUAAUAAGGCGUGACCAGAAUAACUUGAUAUUUGAAGCAAGUGGACGGCAAAUGGUUUUCAAAGAUGAUCCUGCAUCUAUGGAGGCUGACAUGGCAGGAUCAGGGAUUUCUGCAAACUACCCCAUAGAACUCAAAGUAUACAUUGGUGGCCAUCCAAACUCAACCCAAAGCUUACAUGGCUGUUUCAGUGGUCUUAAAAUAGGAAACAUGCCAUAUAAUCUUUCCAAGGCAGCAGAUGAAGGAAGACAGGGUAUCCUCCUUGGCUGUGAAUCAGGCUGUGAUGCAACGCCAUGCCAGCAUGGUGGCCGCUGCACAGAGAGAUGGCAGGGACAGUAUCACUGUGACUGCUCACAUACCACAUACACUGGUGACAACUGUGACACAGAUGUUGGUGUUGAAUUUGAUGGUAACACAGUGAUAACCACAGAGCUUGAAGCAGAAAUGGUUCCUGUAUCAGAGAAGGAAAGCAUCUUCUUUACCUUUGCCACCAAUACAGUCACCCCAUCUCCAAUGACCCUUGUAUUUAUUCAGGGAUCUCAUGGCAGAGGCAUGGAGUACAUCCUGGUGACCUUGACCCAGCAGGGAACUAUCAGGGUGGAUGUGGAUCUAGGAUUUGGGCAGCAUGCCAUAGCAUUGCAAGGUCAUUAUGCAGAUGGCAACAGGCACAAAGUACAUUUUAGGAGAUAUCAGGAAAUAUUUCUGUUGCAGGUUGAUGACAGGAACACCUCCUCCAUGUUGCACCUGGAGUACAGAUUCCAUGGAAUCCGCAGGAUUUCAGUAGGAGGAAUAACUCCAGGAUUUAUUCACUUCCUACCAGCUGGGAACAUGAAGGGAUGUAUCUCUAAUGUUGACAUCCAACUAGAACAUCUAAAAACCAAUCUGUUGCCAUUAGAAACUGCCUUAAAGAUAUCUCCUGGUCCUGAAGGGGUUGACUUCAUAAUUAGCCCAAACUCUGCAGACCUAAGGCCAGCAAAGUGUUCACCACCACCCAAGGAGAUAGUGGAUAAAGGAAAUUUCACUGUCUUUCAGGAAGAAAUUAAGCCUCCCUCCACAUUCCCUCCAUGGAACCCAGGCCUGCCCAAGGUGGUCGUCAUCUCCUCAGAUGACCAUGAUAUCCACACAGGGGAGCAGAAAGAGCAGGGUGGAGACAGCACAGUGACACAUACAGUUGUAGCUUUAGUUAUACUGCUAGUUGCAGUAGCUGCUUCAGUUGUCAUAACAAUUAUCUUGAGAAGAAAACACAGGAAGAUUGUUAAAGAGUACCACUCUGUGAACCAGCAGGACAACUUUAACCCAGGGACACUAGAGCUCCCUGAGAAUGAGGUCUCCCCAAGGCCCCAAAGCACUCACCUUGCCAGCACUGAAGAUCUCAGUGAUGCUAUCUCAAGAGAAAGUGACUCUACUAAACCCAAGUUUGAAGAUGAAGAAGGGGAGAAGCUACUAAAUGAUAAGACAGAUUUUGAGAACCCUUCUAAUGCUGGGAAUGAUCUUGAUGCCAUUCCAAUGAUUGAUGCCAGUGAUGAAGAUGAGCCAACACCUUCAGCUCAAUUCCUGCCACUGGGGACAGAUGGCCUAGAAUCCACAGAAAGUAUAACACAUCCAGGUGGCACAGAAAAAGGGGCCGAAACACACCAGGCUAGCACUGAAGACACUUCACAAAACAGAGAUAAUGCCCAAGCAGAACCUGGAUUUUCAACUCCUUCCGCAAGACCACAGUCUUGUCAGCUUACAGCAGUGUGAUGGAAUGUAUGUUCUGUGUAGCUACCAUUGUCUCAACUCAUCACAACUUCAACAGAUAAAAACUUCAGCUUGCUUGGUAAUAAAAUUUACAUGUCAUGAAAGUGUUUUGAUUUCAUCACAGUAAACAAAUAUAUUAAAACAGCUUUUACUUUAAAGCCACCAAAGUUGAUGUUUAUAGUUAAAUAUAUAAACAUUUUAUUAUUAUUAAAGCGAACAUAGUUAUACAACUGCUGUGGUGUGAUUUUUUUGUGAUAAUAAUAAUAAUUACGUCAUGCAGAAAAUGCUAUACUUGACAUACAGGAUAGAUUAAGUUUGCCAAAGUUACUUUUUGCCAUUAUACAGGAUAUCUUGCAGUUAGGUGAGGUUUUACUCUAAUAUCAUGGCAAAUGUUGCUUUGUUCAUAAUGCAGUUCAUGAGGUUUUUUAGGCACACUACUAAAAGUUGGUUGGUUUUCAAUGCAUAGUAGUUUGUGACAACAGCUUAUCUAUCUCCAUUUUGUCACAAUGCCAGUUGUUAGAGUCGUAGUGUUAAUAGUUUUAAUAUGAACUUUGUUUAAUUAUGCCAUGGUAAAUUUUGUUUUUUGUUUAAGAGGUAUCAAGUAGCAACAUUUAAAUGGUUUUAGAGAGAUUGAAACUGAGAGUUUAUAAAGUUGUUGAGCAUUUUUUUGUCUGUAGCAUUGUAUAAUUUUUUCCACUUAUUGCAUUGAUAUUCUGUAGUGACGACAGCACAGUAACACUUCUUGCAGAGUAAGGCUUGUUGCAUUAUAUUACAAUUUAUAUUUUACAUACCCAGCUACAGUAAAUAACUUUUAAAUAAGCUUUUAAAUUGAAAAGGAUGUUAUCCUGACUUAAAUCUUUAUAUAAAGGAGAUUGUGGAAGCUUGUCUUCACUCACCUUUAUGUUCAGUCUAUAUAUAUACUUUUACAGUGAUCAACUUCACAUCCAUCAUUUUACCAAAAUUUUUCACAUUGAUUGAUCAUUAUUAUUAACUUGAAUAAAUGACAACAUAAAUGUUA